AUGUUUACCCAGAAACCUUUAGCAUCUCAGAGCAUUCAGUCCCAAGUUAAUAGCCAAGGACAACCACUUCCUAAUCCCAUGGUGACUAAUCAGUCUCAAGCACGCCAGCAGAUAUUAUCCCAAAACAUUCAGAGUAACAUCACAUCAACUGGAGUGCAAGGUGCUGUUGGUUUAACAUCUGCACUACCACCCGUUGGCAAUUUAACUCAGAAUACGGUGCCGAAUGCAGUUGGCCAUAAUUCCAGUUUGCAGAACAUUCAAAACAUCUCAGGGGUUUCACAGUCCAAUAUUUUUUCCAAUUCUCAGCGACAGAUUCAGGGAAGGCAACAACAGGUUGUUCCCCAACAGCAACAGCAGCAGUCUCAGAAUUAUCUUUACCAGCAGCAGCAGCAGCUACAACAGCAGCUUAUGAAGCAGAAGCUCCAGCAGGGAAGUGUCCCACACCCCCUAAUGCAAUCUCACAUCCAGCAACAGCAACAGCAACAGCAACAGAACCUCCUGCAAUCAACUCAGUUGCAGUCUUCUCAGCAAUCUGUCAUGCAGCCUAAUAUGAUGCAAUCAGCUCCGCCCACUGGCCAUCAACAGAAUCAACAGUCUUCCAUUCAACAACCCACCCAAGCUGUGCUUCAGCAACACUCUCAAUCUGUCCUCAGACAACAGCAGCAGCCGCAGCAGGCUGCCAUUAUGCACCAACAGCCGACACAGAUGCAGCAACAGCAGCAUCUAGUGGGGCAGCAGCCCAAUGCUGCAAACAUGCAACAAAACCAGCUAAUUGGGCAACAAAACAGCAUUCCUGAUAUGCAGCAGCAGCAGCAACAGCAACAGCAACAGCAGCAACAGAGGUUGCUAAGCCAGCAGAAUAAUCUUCCAAACCUACAGCAGCAGCAGCUGCAGCAUCAGUUAAUGGGUCAACAAAACAACCUCACAAAUAUGCAUCAGCAGCAGUUGGGACCUCAAAGUAAUGUUUCUGGGCUCCAGCAGCAGCAGUUAAUUGGAACUCAGUCUGGUAAUUCUGGCAUGACGAGUAAUCAGCAAUCUGUACACAUGUCCAAGGUUCCAGUUCAGCAACAAACCCAGCAGAGCACACCAACUCUGCUACACACUCAAGGGCAGCAGUCACAAGCACAGCUGCAGCAGCAGAUGAUGCCACAGAUUCAAUCACAGCCAGGACAGUUGCAGCAGCAGUUAGGCUUGCAACAGCAACAAAGUACCCUACAACGAGAUAUGCAUCAAAGGCUUCAAACAUCUGGCCCCUUGCAUCAGCAGCAGAAUGUAAUGGAUCAACAGAAGCAGCUAUUCCACUCACAAAGAGCCAUUCCGGAGGCAUCAUCGACUUCUUUAGAUUCCACAGCUCAGACAGGGAAUGCAAGUGCCGGAGAUUGGCAGGAGGAGGUUUAUCAAAAGAUUAAGGCCAUGAAGGAGAGGUAUUUUCCAGAACUAGGUGAAAUGUACCAGAAAAUUGCUGUUAGAUUGCAGCAGCAUGAUUCUCUUCCUCAGCAACCAAAUAAUGAUCAAUUUGAGAAGCUCAAGAUAUUUAAGGCUAUGUUAGAGCGUCUUAUGGCAUUUUUAACAGCUUCAAAGAGCAGUAUUACACCUGCUGUGAGGGACAAGUUGGGAUCCUAUGAGAAGCAGAUAACUAGUUUUUUGAAUUCAAAUAGGCCCCGUAGGCCUGUUUCUUCAUUGCAGCAAGGGCAACAACUCCCCCCAGCUCAUAUGCAUUCAAUGCAGCAACCACAAGCACAGUCUCAAAAUACUCAAUUACAGCCUCAUGAAAAUCCAAUGAACUCCCAGAUGCAAUCAAUGAACUUACAAGGUUCUGUCGCAACAAUUCAGCAGAACAACAUGACCAGCUUGCAACAAUUGGCUUCCGUACCUGGGGUUUCAAAUGCUCAGCAGAACAUGAUAAAUACGCUACAGCCUAGUUCCAAUUUGGAUCCAGGACAAGCUAAUGCACUGAAUUCGUUACAGCAGAUUGCUGUUGGAUCUCUACAACAAAAUCCGGUGAAUGGUGCACAACAGGUGAACAUGAAUUCCUUAUCAUCCCAAAGUGGGAUGACUACACUACAGGCUAACCUUAAUCCCCUUCAGUCGAAUUCAUCUGUGCUUCAGCACCAGCAGCUGAAACAGCAGGAGCAGCACAUGCUACAGACACAACAACAGCGCCGGCUGCAGCAGUUGAUGCAUAAUAAACAGCUAAUGCAACAGCAGCAGCAUCAACAACUGCAGCAGCAGCAGCAGCAGCAGCAGACAAAGCAACAGCAGCCUGCACAGUUGCAGACAAACCAGAUGCAACAGCUUCACCCGAUGACUGAUGUUAAUGACUUGAAGAUGAGACAGCAGAUGGGCGUUAAAUCAGGAGUUCCGCAGCAACAUCAUUCAGCCAGCCAGCGCUUAGCUUAUCAGCACCAACAAUUGAAGUCAGGAACUCAAUUUCCUAUUUCUUCACCACAACUCCUUCCGGUUGCAUCACCUCAAAUACCCCAACAUCCUUCUCCGCAAAUCGACCAGCAAAAUCUGCUUACAUCUCUUACUAAAGCUGGAACCCCUUUGCAAUCUGCAAACUCACCCUUUGUUGUCCCAUCUCCUUCAACUCCAUUAGCUCCAUCCCCGAUGCUAGGGGAGUCUGAGAAAGUGACCUCUGGUGUUUCUGCACUGUCUAAUACUGGAAAUAUUGGACAUCAACAAACAGCUGGCGCACUUGCACCAGCCCAAUCCCUUGCCAUCGGCACUCCUGGAAUAUCGGCCUCACCUUUGCUUGCAGAGUUCACUAGUCCAGAUGGCAAUCAUGGUAAUUCGAUGACGGCUGUUUCUGGCAAGUCAAGCAUUACAGAGCAGCCUCUUGAACGCUUAAUCAAAGCUGUAAAGUCAAUGUCACCUAAAGCAUUGAGUGCCUCAGUGAGUGACAUUAGCUCAGUUGUCAGUAUGAUCGAUAGGAUAGCAGGAUCAGCACCUGGUAAUGGAUCCAGAGCUGCUGUUGGUGAGGAUUUGGUAGCCAUGACAAAGUGUCGUCUACAGGCAAGGAACUUUAUCGCACAAGAAGGGACGACCGGAACAAGGAAGAUGAAGCGCUGUACAAGUGCAAUGCCUUUAAAUGUUGUGUCAUCUGCUGAUAGUUUUAAACAGUUGACUAGUUCCGAAGCAUCUGACCUGGAGUCAACAGCGACAUCUAUUAUUAAGAGGCCCAGAACUGAGGUAUUAUUUCUUCUAUUUGAUUUCCUUCUGAAAGUAUCGAAACUAUUAAAUGUGGGCUUUAUUUGCAUGUGAAAACUCUAAUAAAGAACUUUUUCUGGAUUUCUUAAAGAUCCCGAGACCUAUUUGCUAAUCCAAUGCUUUAGGUGGAAUUUUUUUGGGUUUUUUUCCUAAGUCGAGCAACUUUGUUACUCAACUAUUAAAAAUGUGAGAUCCUAUCCACACUCUGUUGUGCCUUAUAUUGUGUAGUUGAUAUUUAAUUUAACCAUAACCCCAAAAAUUCCAGUGAGAUCCUAUACAUGUUUGGUUGUAGUAAGACAUGUCAGAUGAUAAGAAGGAAAGCCUAGUCUAGUGCAAAAUGCUCCUGUAAUUGCAGGGUCUUACCUUACCUCCAGAUGCAGAGAAUCUAUUUCAAUGGCUUAAAAUUCGUUAUGCUUACAUUGCGAGAAAACAACCUUAUUGUUGCUCAAAGGGCCUAAUGUUUAUCGUAAUUAUUAUUCUCAUUAUUUUUGUAUCACAUCAAUAUCAUAACUCGUUCCAAACUAAUGAGUUUUGUGGAUCUUUCCUUUGAAUGCCAAGUGGUUUUUAAGUUAGAAGUUUAACGUAGUAUUAGAGCAAGGUCUUGUGUGGUAGUGGGCCAAGUCUCUCGCGUAUUUCAAUUACCGGGUUUGUUUGUUUAUCUCGUUUGAACUGUUUUGUCAGUUUAUUUAUGAGCUAGAGUCGUCUGUGAGGGAGGUUGUGAGGAGAAUUUGUAUCACACAACAUAAUAUUAGGGUCACCCUUGGUUGGUUAUAUGGUUGCGGGUCUUUUCGUCUAUUGUCAUUUGUUUUUGAGUUUUUGCAUGCUAACAGAGCUGGGCUUUUUGGGAGGUUUUGGUCAAUACGCCCCGUUUCAAAUGUCAUUGAUUAGGUAUUUGGUUUCCUUUUAUCUGUGUCAUAGGUGUGCUUUGUUUUAUCUUUGAUCUUGUCUUCUAGAUCUUCAAUCUAGCUCUUCAUGUGCGACGGAGAAUUAGUACUUGUCUUAUAUCAUCUUAAUGAUACCUCUAAAAGUAGUAUA
This is a messenger RNA of Ilex paraguariensis (yerba mate), 4245 nucleotides long. NCBI's taxonomy places the organism in Eukaryota, Viridiplantae, Streptophyta, Magnoliopsida, Aquifoliales, Aquifoliaceae. The record is from the annotation of a GenBank genome assembly.